Messenger RNA from Salvelinus namaycush (lake trout), 2671 nucleotides. It is a transcript of the gene tmem51a, whose product is annotated as transmembrane protein 51a. Lineage: Eukaryota; Metazoa; Chordata; Actinopteri; Salmoniformes; Salmonidae. The transcript is spliced from 3 exons. The record is from RefSeq and is a predicted model, not a curated record. The coding region runs from base 509 to 1276 and encodes 255 amino acids.
AAACCUUGUUUGAAAAUUGAAACAUAGUCUAUAUUUUAUCGUAAAGGGAUUGUAGCUUGUAUUUUGGGGGGACGAUGCACCAUGUUGCAUUGUUGACAACAUGACUGACGCAGAUUUCUGUUCAUUUGAGAAAGCGCUCUUCCCUCGUUCACAUCACGGGCCAUAGACCAGUGCCCCGCAGUUCAGCAUAAUCGAAUCCGCCCAAUGUUGCUCGCAAUUGGCACACGGCCUUUUGCCCCAUUGAAGCGCGCGCAUUGUUUUUGUGACGUGAUCACAUCAGUCGUCUAUAGGUCCGUCGAAGAAAGUUUCUGGUUAGAAAUGUGGCUUGGUUAGUAUAUUUCCAAGAAAUAGCUAGGCUACGUACAGUAAUUCCCUUGAUCGCGGGUGAUCAACUUCGAAGAAAGAAAACACUUUGGAAUGUAUCGUCAGCAUGCAAAGUCUUUGACCCCAGGUGUGAAGCAGCUAGCUGACCUAGCUGAACACUAGGUGGGCCUACGUUUUGGGGAAAAUGCACUCCAGCGUUGAGGUGCCCCCAAACCUCCAUGUUGCCAGCAACCACAACAACAGUCCCGGAAACUCGGGUUCCCAGUAUGCCUUGUGUGCCCUGGGGGUGGGACUGGUGGCCCUGGGCAUUGUCAUGAUCGUGUGGAGUGUGGUGCCCUCCGACAUGGCCGGGAACAACAGCAGUGGCAAUGGAGGAGGGAACCCGAAACCGGACACUAGGGGUAGGACUUCAUCGGUGGCCUUUGUACUGGUCGGGGCUGGAGUGGCCAUGCUCCUGCUGUCCCUGUGCCUGGGGAUGAGGAACAAGCAGCGGGAGCAGCAGGUGCUCCUAGAGGCCCAGACUCUGGGGGCAGGCAACGAAGCUGCCAGUGAGGACGACGGAGAGGCGGCAGAGGAGCGAUCCCAGAGGUACACUGUGCCCAGCUACGAGGAGGUGGUAGGCAGCGGCGAGUACCCCAUACGCCAGAGCAACUUGCGCCACAGCUCCUCCCAGCUGCCCUCCUACGACGACCUGGUGGACGGUGUGCAGAUUGAGCUGGAAGGGUCAGAUGUCACCCAGACGUCACCCGCUUCCGCUAACCCUGCCUCCUCUGCUGUGCCUAACCGCCGCCCUGGGCGAACAGGCCUCAAGCUCCUUCCCCUUAAGAUCCGGAGGAUUAAAUCGGAGAAGCUCUUUAUGAAUAACACGGAUAACUCUCAGCCAUCAGGAGGGAUCUCUAUUGAGCCGCUCACUCCGCCACCAAUGUAUGAGGACAAAGCACCCCAGCUCUGAGACUUGGCACCUUCUAGGUUUCAAAGCAGGUUACUGAAGCCGCUGCGUCCCACUAGGCGUGGAUUGGUUGUGCAGUGCUACUAUAGAUGUGAUCAGAUGGCCCUUGUCAUGCAUCUGUGGUUAAAUCAUCUCAAUGGCCCUUGUCAUGCCUACCUGGCUGAGGACUUUUCUUUAGACCUGCAACUCAAGGGCAGUGAGCACUUCCAUAUGUGAGGCACUGGCAUUUGAGUAGAUCUUUGGGGCAACUCUAAUGUUGCUGGACAGAGGGAACACUUGGACAGAGAGUACAUCCAAUUUCUGACUAUGAUUACAAGGACAUUGAAGCUUACAAGGACAUUGAAGCUCGGUUCAAAGGAUCAAUAUUUUUGGGGGAAAUACUCGGUGUGUCUUUGAUGCCUUUUAUUCCUUUACAACGAGUACUUACUCUGGUCCAAAUCUCCUUUUGUAUGCAGUUGACCAUAUUUUAUUUUCGUCUGUCUGAUAUAUUAUUUCAAGUUCCGUCUUCAUCCUCAGUCCAGUCAGCCACGUGUUAUAGAUGUAUUAUUCAUGUCUGUGUUUUUGUAUUCUGUACAGCUACUUAGACAGCUGCUCCUCACAUUUUGGGAGAAGUGCUAUUUGGCGACUGAAUCAAUGGCCGCCUUGCUCAGACAGACAGUGUUUGUGUGUUGCUGCCUGUGUUGCUCGUCAAUAGAGGACAAUUGCGAGAGACCGAGGCUCAUGGGUAGUUAGAAGCCUUUACCCUGUAGCCAUGGUGAAAUGGGGUUGGGCUCUGAAGGCAGUAGUGUAGUCCAGCUCUUUUCCUUGACUUUUUUUUUUUUUUUUUUGCUCAAUAGAGGAGAACACAAGGGGGACUUUCUCUGAGCAGCUGGGAUAAUGGCACCCAUUGCUCACUCACUCAUCACUCUUGAACUAUUCUUCACUAGCUCCUUGACUGGCAGCACUUUCAUUAGGAGUAUUCAGAGAAUGAACUUCUGGUGUCCAUGGUUUGACCCCAUUUUGUUUAGUGGAGCGAAAAUACAUCAGUACCUAUCUCUCUAGCCUGUUUGUUUUAUGCUUAUGAGAGUAUGGAAAUUAGCGAGUCCAUGAAGUUUUGGGAAGUUAAGAAUGUUAUUUUCUUAUCAUACGGAUGCUAUUUUCUGAUGUCAUGUUGAUGAACCUGUUCAACAACUAUUCACUACUUUUUAGAUGGGAACACAAACUGUACACAACAGUAGCCUUUUUUGUGUAAGUGAACACUUAAUAAACUAGCAAAUGUAUACCUAUGCACACAGAACAAGAAUAGGCUUUUUUAAUUAGAAUUGAAUUGUUGAAUUACUAUGCUAAACAAAAAUAUAAAUGUAAAGUGUUGGUCCCAUGUUUCAUGACCUGAAACACAAGAUCCCAGAAAUGUUCCAU